AUGAGCGCACGGCCAGAAGAAAUACAACCCGAUUUCUUCGUACCUUCGAGUCAACAAUCUACAAAUAAUUCACUAGAAUUUGAAGCAUCAUCAAAAGCACCAGUGUCAUUUAAUGACAUCGUCAGAAUUUUAGUUUUCUACGAUAUGGGCUGGAGUACUCGAGGUACAGGACGGAAUUAUAAUAGUUUGAAUGGCUUCGGAGCAAUUAUUGGUCAUUUUAGUGGACUUGUGUUAGACUAUUCUACUUGUAAUCGUAAGUGUAGAAAAUGCGACUCAUCAAAUAAUCCUCCAGAUCAUGACUGUCGAAAAAACUUUUAUGGUUCUGCAAAGGCUAUGGAGCCUCAAGUUGCCAAAAAAAUUGUUGUAGAAAGCGAUGUUUUGAGAAUUAACAAAGUAGAAGUUGGAGUACUAAUAGGAGAUGACGAUAGUUCCACCAUAGAUAUUAAACAUCCGAUUAUAAAACAAUCUGAUGUCAAUCACACAUCUGGAGGAGUCAAAAAACAAUUAUAUUCAAUCCAAAGAAAUCAUGGAGAAUUGACGAAAGAUCGUAUAAAUUAUCUACAUCGAUGUUUCAUGUAUGCUGUAGCCCAAAAUCGAGGAAAUAGUCAAGCUAUGGCUGAAGCUAUCCGUUGCAUACCUUAUCAUACUUUCAAUGACCAUAGUAAAUGCGGUAACUGGUGUGGUUUUAUUCGUGAUAAGGAGAAUUAUGAUCACAAAGUGAUCCCUGGAGGUUUUGAGGACAAAAACUUGUUCACAGAUUUAAAAAAUAUUUUUGAGAAACUAGCUGAAAACGCUAAAAAAUUUUCAAGUGGAGCUUCUAGUAAUUCAAAUGAAAGCUUGAAUGCUACAAUGAUGAGUAAACAUCCGAAAUCAAGGUGUUAUAGUACUACCGCUUCAGCAGAUUUUCGGUAUGCUUGUGCUGUGGGACAAAAGAAUUUGGGAGAAAAAUACACUCAAGAGAUACUAAAAACUAAGAGAAAUGAACUGAAAAGAAAUCGAGCUGCACUACGAUACCGGAAAGAAAAUGUAGAAGGUGUUACUUAUGAAAGCAAUUGCGCACUUUUAAGUGAACCUGCAAUUCAAACAGAAGAACAAGUUACCUGCCCAGAUUUUGUCAAUGAUCCAAAUGAAAAUCCAGUUGUGUUUUUUGAUUUAGAAACUUCUGGCUUGGACAAAAACUGGGAUAUACUGCAAAUCGCUGCCAAAUAUGAUAACGAUAAAUUUAAUACAUACGUGACACCAACUCAACAAAUUGCAGCGAGUGCUACUGCAGCGAAUGGUUUAAUUAAUUGUCAUGGAGAUUUAAUGUAUCACGGCAUCAAAGUUAAUUCUGUACCAAUAAGAUUAGCUUUGGUCAAUCUAUUAGAGUGGCUAAAAUCUAUUGGUAAAAAGGGCUAUCUUGCUGCUCACAACUUAUCGUUUGAUGGGCCAAGAUUGAUUAGAAUGAUCUCCAAAUAUUCUCUAAUCGACGAUUAUUCUCAGGUUCUUUGUGGUUUUAUAGACACAUUAGAAGUUGUUAGAAAAACUACAAAUAAGCGAGGCAAAGGAGGUUGCAGUAUUGGCGAGUUAUCUAAUCUACUAAAAAUUAACUCUGCAGGAGCACAUAAUGCCAUAUAUGAUUGUGAUAUUCUGAGUAAAAUUAUUUACAAAUUAAAUAUAACAAGUGCAAUUUUAAUAGGAAGUGCUCGAAGUUAUGAAGAGAAAGUUGGAUAUUGGAAAAAUCAAGCCGCAGCUAGUCAACAUUUGGCAACAUUACUACCUCUGCAAAGCACUGUAGGUACUGCAAUUCGUACUAAAUUGGCAUUGGUCGGCUACACGAUGGAAAUUUUGCAAACAAUCUAUGACCAGUCUGGUAAGAAUGGUCUACAUCAACAAAUUAAAGAAAAGCUGAAAAUAAAAGGCGUAGCUGGAAUACGUUCAUCAUCAAUCAAUAAGAUUUCAGACUGGUUUAUCAAUAAACAACCUUAA
Molecule: messenger RNA, 1968 nt
Organism: Athalia rosae (coleseed sawfly)
Lineage: Eukaryota; Metazoa; Arthropoda; Insecta; Hymenoptera; Athaliidae
Exons: 4
Coding region: 1-1968 (655 amino acids)
Molecular function (GO): nucleic acid binding; 3'-5' exonuclease activity
Source: RefSeq, a predicted model, not a curated record